CGUCCAGGUUUGGGGUCGGACGGAGCAUUCUGUCGAGGGGCGCGUCCGCACGAGGUCGCGUCCAGGAGCCGUGCCCCACCUAUCUCUCAGCGGCCACCAGCAGGGCCGCGUGGACCACGACCCACGUCUCCGGACCAACCGCCGGAGGGGCGCUCUCCGAGCCCAUUGGCGGCAUGCAGGUUUAUACGAUGCGACGCUGCCUGGCGCUGACGCUGCUGCUGGCUGCGGCCAGCGGACUCCAGCACUCGGCUGUGCUGGACCCAGACGGCGACCUCGUCAUCCACUGGACGCCCGAGGAGGACAGCAACUCGAUCGUCAUCCGCGUGGAAGCCAGAACUAGAGGCUGGGCCGCUGUAGGGUUCUCACCGAACGGCGCCAUGACAGGGGCCGACAUCGUCAUGGGAUGGGUCGACGGAACAGCGCACGCGCAGGACAUGCACGCCGUGGGAAAUAGCGCACCACUGCUGGACGACAGCGACGAUGUCGAGCUGCUGGAAGGGAGCGAAAACAGCACGCACACCGUGUUCACCUUCCGUCGGCCCCUGCGGUCCUGCGAUACCGAACAUGACCUCAGUCUAGGGAUGGACACGACGCGUCUGAUCUGGGCGCUGCACGAGUCUGACCCGACGCCGGGUCGCGGCCCCUCCUACCACGGCACGCGGCGCGGGGUCCGCAGCGUAAGCCUGGACGGCUCGGGCGUCUUCCGCUUCCCGGCGCCCGGCGAGAGCGAGUCGUUCGUGUUCGGCAACAGCGAGGUGGCGCUGCCCGAGGCCGUCACCUACUACCACUGCUCGCUGAAGAAGCUGCCUGACCUCCGUGACAAGGUCCACUACACUGGGUACCGGGUGAAGCUGGAUCCAGCCACCGCGCCGUACGUGCACCAUUUCGUGCUGUACUCGUGCACAAUUCCGGCGCACAUGCACGACCAGUUCGACGAGUACGCAAGGAGCCAUCCUGGUUCCGAGUGCUACAGCAAGAACAUGCCUCCGCGCUGGUCGUUCUGCGAGAGCGUCGGCGUCGCCUGGGCCGUCGGAGGGGAGGGCGACAUGCUGCCGGACCACGUCGGCAUGCCGCUGGGCCACGAGCACGGCGGCUCCACGUACUUCAUGCUGGAGUCGCACUUCGACAACCCUCACAAGCACACCGGUUUGAAGGACAGCAGCGGCAUCGAGAUGUUCUUCACACGCUCGCUUCGCCCGGUGGAGGCGGGCAUCCUGUCUGUGGGGCACUCGGUUACGUCCACCCAGCUGAUCCCUCCCGGACAAAAGAACUUCAUCACGGCCUCAGUGUGUGCCGGAACCUGCACGGAGAAGCACCUGCCCAUCGAAGGUGUGCAGAUCCACUCUGUCCUGCUGCACGCGCAUCUGGCGGGCAGGACUCUCAACUUGCGCCACGUCAGGAAUGGCCGGGAGCUGCCGUCCGUCGCCCACGACUGGACCUACGACUUCAACUUUCAGCAGAGUCGCAUAAUGAGCCAAAAGGUGCGGAUCCUGCCUGGCGACACACUUCUCUUGGAUUGCGGGUACAACACGGAGGACCGCACCAACGUCACCAUGGGUGGAUUCGCCACCCGGAACGAGAUGUGCCUGGCGUUCCUGACGUACUACCCGCGGACGCACCUGCACGGCUGUGGCAGUUACCCUCACGUGGGCCACUAUCUGAAGGACCUGGGCGUGCGAGCGGUGGAGGUCACUGGCCUGGAGCUGCCCCCGGUCAGCGGAGGGGACGUCUGGACCGUCGGCGGGUUCAAAUACAAAGCGGAUGGCGCCAACCAGCUUAUGGCUUUGAAAAACGAGACGGAAGACGAAGAGAAUAUCGGAUCGGCGACUAAUGCCUCCGCCGAGGGGUCUCGCGACGAUUGGUUCAAUAAAGCCCAGCUUAGUACCAUGAAGGUGUCAGUGGAAGGCUCGCCGACCGUCACCCUGUACGAGUACCUGACUCAGAUGAGCUGGGGACAGCCAGCUGUGGAUGCCCUGCAGGCGCAGGUCAACGGUGGCCAAGUCUUCCAUCGGUGUCAAAACGAUAAACUGGUCUUACAGAGCGACUACAGAGAAGAGCACGCGGGACCGUUUUCGUACCCUGAGUUCGAGCCUCUGGUGGCGGAGGCGACCGCGUGCCCGCAGGGACGCACGAGCGGGGCAGCCGGCCGGCACAGCCUUCUGAGCCUAGUCUCGCUUACUGUAGUCACCACUGCCAGCCGUCUGCUUCUCUGAGAAAAGUCAGGCGGGAUGAUACCGAAAGGGAGAGGAGUAUUCAGAGUAUCUGAGAUACCCGGGGGGAAACGCAACUGACCGGGAGAAGCAGCAGAAGAACGCGGAAGGAAUGGGACGAACGCUUCCAGAAAUGAGGAUGGGACUUUCGACAGGAUUUCAGGUAGCCUGGCGGUGCCGCUACCUCUCCGCCAGCCCUGCGCGCAAACGUUUUUCUGCAAUUUUGGCUUAGUUGGAGGAAGGGUUUAAUUUCCUCUUUUUAACGUGACAUCCCGUGCGUGUAUACAUCAUACCUCCGAUGUGAAAUGAACUUCAUGUACGCAAGAAAGACCUUCAGCUUCUGUUGUUUUUCGGCGCUUUGAGUUCAAAGUCCUCCUGCUCAGUUAUCGACCGUCAGUAUACCAUGGUGCGCUGGUUAAACAUGAUUAUCCGUCUAGCUGAAAAGACGAGCACGCUCAAUCUAACCGAUGUUUUGUCUAUCACGCACUUUACCCAGCAUCCCCAGGUACUUUGAAGGUCGAGCACUUAUCGUCAGACCUCCAGACUCAUGCUGAAAGUGUCUUCAUAUUGUUGUCUGUUUGUACUUUCUGCUGCCAUUAAAACUGCAACGGUCCAGUGACAUAGCAUAGGCAAUGUCCCAUUUCUCAGAGGCUUUAAACAAGCUGCUUCAGUGACGGCUAGAAGCCAUCAGCAACCCCGAGAAACCUGUAUUGGUCUCGCCUGUCCGUCUCUUGGACGUCAUCUGGCUAGCGCAAAAGCAUGAACAUCAGCGGCGUUAGUACCGAACUGACCAAAGUGAGAUCGGUUCUGUGGAUUAGGUUAAGGUACACCUGGGAGGUGCUUGGUGUGUAUUUGCUACCCGUGUCACGUGACUCAGGUCGUAAUAUUAUUCUUAUUUUACUUCGAUACCCGUUACCUGUCUUAGUGUAAAUAGUUGUAUUUGAGGAGCCUUGUUUAGCUGUGCUACUAAAGCACCCACUAACGAAGGUUCCGACCGGUGCCGGUUUGACAAUAGUCUAUGAGGUCUAUAGCGACUGUAAAUAGAUGUCAUACGUUUGUGGCAUGAUACUCUGUAGCUAGCACGAGAAGUUUCAGGGCUAAUACAUUGGAUCGAGCUAACAGUCA
Messenger RNA from Pollicipes pollicipes, 3335 nucleotides. RefSeq names its product DBH-like monooxygenase protein 1. Gene Ontology annotation, biological process: norepinephrine biosynthetic process; dopamine catabolic process; octopamine biosynthetic process. Gene Ontology annotation, cellular component: secretory granule membrane. The coding region runs from base 174 to 2213 and encodes 679 amino acids. NCBI's taxonomy places the organism in Eukaryota, Metazoa, Arthropoda, Thecostraca, Pollicipedomorpha, Pollicipedidae. The transcript is spliced from 15 exons. The record is from RefSeq and is a predicted model, not a curated record. Gene Ontology annotation, molecular function: dopamine beta-monooxygenase activity; copper ion binding.